This is a messenger RNA of Pelobates fuscus (common spadefoot toad), 498 nucleotides long. RefSeq lists its product as uncharacterized. The coding region runs from base 66 to 392 and encodes 108 amino acids. The record is from RefSeq and is a predicted model, not a curated record. The transcript is spliced from 3 exons. Lineage: Eukaryota; Metazoa; Chordata; Amphibia; Anura; Pelobatidae.
UUUAGUUUCGUUUAUUAUAAACUAGCGAGUGCCCCUCAGUUUACAACAAGGAAAGGAGGAGGACAAUGUAUGUCUACGAUCCUGUGAGGUUCGGACUCAGCCCCCGGGAGAGAGAGGGGAUCAUAGAGUUGCUGGGAUUAAUGAAUCCUAUUGACCUGAAUAAACUAGCAAGAACUAUCUCCGGGUCUAAGAGAGUGCGCAAGGGGACAGCUAUUGGUUUAAUAUUAAAGCGGACUAGAAAUGCAGAGCAGCUUUUGAAGAGGAAAAAAGUUUCCCAUGAAGUUAUUUUUCAAUAUCUUUGGCAGAAAAAUGUUUGUGUGCCAGAAACUUAUAAAAAGCCUGAUUUGAUCAACAAUGUACUAAUGCUGUGGGGGAUUCAAAUUGAACAAUGAAGCUCCUCAGAAGACCGCACCACGAGGGAAGAAUAGCAAGUGCCUACAUGUGGAAAAUAAACAAGCGCAAUCAUAUAUGAAAUAAAAGUGAAAUAUGAUAUGUAAA